AUGCUGACUGUCUGUGAUGACGUUGCUCUGUUAUAUGGCAACACAAGAGUGCAAGUUGAAUUUUAUGUCAACGAAAAUACAUUCAAAGAGCGCCUGAAACUGUUCUUCAUCAAAAACCAAAGGUCAAGUCUGAGAAUACGCCUGUUCAACUUUUCCCUCAAGCUACUGAGCUGUUUUUUGUACAUUGUUCGUGUGUUGCUUGAUGAUCCUCAGGAAAGAAAUGGAUGAUCCCCUAUAAUAUGGGUAGAAAGAAGUCUUCCCUUGUGGGGUUUACAGGUUACUGUGGCCUUGAUAAGUUUCUUUGAAACAAUGUUGUUGGCUUAUCUCAGCUAUAAGGGGAACAUUUGGGAACAAUUUCUCCGGAUACCUUUCAUCCUGGAAAUGAUUAACACUGUGCCGUUCAUCAUCACAAUAUUUUGGUCUCCUUUAAGAAAUCUCUUCAUUCCGGUGUUCCUAAACUGUUGGUUGGCCAAGCAUGCCCUGGAGAACAUGAUUAAUGAUCUCCACAGAGCAAUCCAACGGACCCAGUCUGCAAUGUUCAAUCAGGUUCUUAUUCUUAUAUCGACUUUACUGUGCCUCAUUUUUACUUGCAUCUGUGGAAUACAGCACUUGGAGAGAGCAGGGAAUAACCUGACCCUCUUCGACUCCCUUUACUUCUGCAUCGUGACUUUCUCCACCGUGGGGUUCGGAGAUGUCACCCCCAAAGUUUGGCCCUCCAAGCUCCUUGUGGUCAUCAUGAUCUGUGUGGCCCUCGUUGUGUUGCCGAUACAGUUUGAACAACUGGCUUAUCUUUGGAUGGAGAGACAGAAGUCAGGUGGGAACUACAGUCGUCACAGAGCUCAGACCGAGAAACACGUUGUGUUGUGUGUCACCUCUCUGAAGAUUGACCUUCUGAUGGAUUUCUUAAACGAAUUCUACGCACACCCACGCCUACAGGAUUACUAUGUGGUGAUACUUUGUCCUACUGAAAUGGACAUACAGGUUCGAAGAGUGUUGCAAAUUCCAAUGUGGGCACAAAGAGUGAUCUACCUACAAGGAUCAGCAUUGAAAGAUCAGGACCUCCUGAGGGCCAAAAUGGAUGAUGCUGAAGCCUGCUUUAUCCUGAGCAGCCGAUAUGAAGUCGACAGGACAGCUGCUGAUCACCAAACUAUCUUGAGAGCAUGGGCUGUCAAAGACUUUGCGCCAAAGUGUCCCCUUUAUGUUCAGAUAUUGAAGCCAGAGAAUAAAUUCCACGUCAAGUUUGCAGAUCAUGUUGUAUGUGAAGAAGAAUUCAAAUAUGCCAUGCUGGCGUUAAACUGCAUCUGUCCAGCUACAUCAACACUGAUCACUCUGCUUGUACACACUUCCAGGAGCCAGGAUGGUCACCAAACACACGAGCAGUGGCAAACGAUGUACGGCAAAUGUUCAGGCAAUGAAGUCUAUCACAUUAAAAUGGAAGACAGCACCUUCUUUGCUGAAUAUGAGGGCAAGAGCUUCACCUACACUUCAUUUCAUGCACAUAAAAAGUACGGAGCGUGUCUCAUAGCUGUGAAGAGAGAAGAAAAUAAAAAUAUUCUACUUAAUCCCGGUCCUCAGUUUCUCAUGAGUUCCACUGAUAUCUGUUUUUAUAUUAACAUUACCAAGGAAGAAAACUCUGCUUUUAUAAAGCAAAAUGAACAAAGCAUAAAUAGUAUUUCAAAUACGAUGUAUCACGGAGCUUCCAGACUACCUGUUCACAGCAUCAUCGCCAGUAUGGGCACAGUAGCCAUAGACGUCCAGGAUACAAGGUGUCGACCUCCGACUGGCCCUACUUUGACCCUCCCGCCUGCUGGCGAUAAAGAAUGCAGGAGGUCCAGCAUCGCCCCGGUUUUGGAAGUAGCGGAUGUCACCUCCAUCCAAGCUAGUGAGCUUCUAAGCGAUCAGUCGGAAGAUGAAACCAACCCUUCUGAUGAAGAAUCAUCCUCAGCCAUGGAGUAUGUCAAAGGCUACCCUCCAAAUUCACCCUACAUUGGAAGUUCACCAACUUUGUGUCACUUGCUUCGGGUGAAGGUUACAUUCUGCUGUCUUAGACUGGAUAAGGGGUGCCAGCAUAAUUACUAUCAAGAUGCAAAAGCAUAUGGUUUCAGGAACAAACUUAUCAUUGUCUCUGCAGAAACUGCUGGAAAUGGAUUGUACAACUUCAUUGUCCCUCUUAGAGCUUACUACAGACCGAAAAAAGAGUUGAAUCCCAUCAUACUGCUUCUGGAUAACCCGCCAAACGUACAAUUUCUGGAAGCAAUCUGCUGGUUUCCAAUGGUAUACUACAUGGUUGGCUGUAUUGACAACCUGGACGAUCUACUGCGGUGUGGAGUGACCUUUGCUGCUAACAUGGUGGUGGUGGACAAGGAGAGCACAAUGAGUGCUGAGGAGGAUUAUAUGGCGGAUGCCAAAACCAUCGUCAAUGUGCAAACACUAUUUAGGUUGUUCUCCAGUCUCAGUAUUAUCACAGAGCUGACACACCCGGCCAACAUGAGGUUCAUGCAGUUCAGGGCCAAAGACUGCUACUCACUGGCAUUGUCCAAACUCGAAAAGAAAGAACGUGAGAAAGGCUCCAACCUGGCAUUCAUGUUUCGUCAACCAUUUGCUGCUGGUCGAGUCUUCAGCAUCAGCAUGUUAGAUACACUGCUGUACCAGUCAUUUGUGAAGGAUUAUAUGAUAUCUAUCACACGGCUACUUCUAGGGUUGGAUACAACACCAGGUUCUGGAUUCCUCUGCGCAAUGAAGAUCACAGAAGAUGACUUGUGGAUCCGGACAUACGGCCGGCUGUAUCAAAAGCUUUGCUCUUCCUCAGGAGAUAUCCCCAUUGGCAUCUAUCGCACAGAGACACAAAAGCUCGCAACAUCAGAGGUACGGCCUUCUGCUAAUCAGUCGCAAGUGUCCAUUAGUAUCGAGGACUGGGAAGAUGCUAAAGAUGGCAAAGAGCACGCGGGUUACCGCAGCAGCCACUACCACCGCAACUCAACGUCCAGUGACCAAUCGGAUCAUCCCAUGCUGAGGCGUAAGAGCAUGCAGUGGGCGAGGCGACUGAGCAGGAAGGCACCGAAACACUCCAACAAGAUAAUGGACAGGAUUAAUUGUCAGCGCAUGACCUUGUGCAAAAGGUCAGAGAGGCAAGAGCUGGCUGAACUGGUGAAGACUCGCAUGAAGCACCUGGGCCUUUCAACGGCCGAUUACGAUGAAAUGAAUGAUCACCAGAACACACUGUCAUAUAUUCUCAUCAACCCCUCCCCAGACACAAGGCUGGAACUGAAUGAUGUUGUCUACCUGAUCCGGCCGGAUCCUUUGGCUUACGUCCCAAAAAGUAAACCCAGUCUCAAGAUCAGCGUGUCUGGAAACAGCGAGGGUGGCCGGGAUACCAGGGAGAACACCCAGCUUUAAUCGACCGCCCUGCACCGUAGGGAAAGACCACGGCCACAAAUCCAACAAGAAGUGUUCUGGCUUUCUCCGCUAACUUAAGAAACUGGAUGAGAAACAAGCAGCUUCACGUUAGUGACUUGUUGGACACAUUGUGCCUGCGACUAAAUUAAUUAAACCGAAUAUGUAGCUUCGUCCCGUGGACAAAGUCACAAGGUGAUUCAAGCAAGCCUGAAGCUUUGUAUCAUUACCGAGCCACAUGCUAUAAUCGUGGCUCUGCUCCUUGAAACACAAUAAUUAACUCGGAAAACGCACUUAGCGGGAAGAAAUGCAGUGAGAUUAAUUCAAUUUCUCACCAUCUAUCUGUUGCAGGCUAUGGAAGUCUAGCAGCAAAUUAGUCCACAUUUAAUAUGCACAAUGAAUGUAUCUGUUGGUGGGGGGAAAUAAAUGAGGUUUACUGGAAGUCAAUUAGAAAUUAACAUAUUCUGGUAUUAAUUUGUAAGUAAUCUGCGUAAGACGAAGCUAAAAAGUAUUGGAAAGGCGCAUUUCUCCUUUGUUUGCCCUUUCCGGCUUACUGAAUGUAAAGUAGUUAUUAUUUUCUUGAUAAAAACAUAAUUUUAUAAACUUAAAUCAAAGAGCACCUUGAGUCAAAAGAACAUUAGGGAGUUUUCCAACCUAAUGUAACCAUUUCCCAGUGUCAAGCACCCAACGCAACACAGGUGGAGACACUGUGGUAAAGGGUCAGGAAUUAUCAAUGCCGAGUUCAGUCACAAUGUUGACCUUCACUGACCUCAGUGAACCUUCAAAUCUCCUUGAAGUUGAAUACCAGUUUCUCAAAAGCAUGGGGUUCCCAACCUUUUUCCCAGGUUGGGAACCCUUACCCUAAAGCAUCUCCUGUCACUGCAAAAAUGACCAAAAUGAACCAAUUAGUUUACUUUAGUUUAGAGAUACAGUGCGGAAACAAGCCCUUUGGCCCACCGAGUCCACGCCGACUAGCGAUCCUCAACUAUUGUUGUCUAAAUUGCUCUCCCCCUUGUGACCACGAUCUUUCCUGACACACAGAUGGAUGUUCCAUGAGGCACGGAUUCAGAACACCUUGUCGGGUUCCAGUCCAACAUGGUCCUCUUGCAACUUACACCGCUGCUCAAUCAAAUGGUAUCAGCACCAGUGCAGGCAUUUGGACCGAUAGACUUGCCUUUCGACUUUAGCGAUACAGCGCGGAAACAGGCCAUUCGGCCCACCAAGUCUGCGCCGACCAGUGAUCGCCCCGUAUACUAACACAGUAGAGAUAAUUUGCAAUUUUACCGAAACCAAUUAACUUACAAAUCCGUAUGUCUUUGGAGUGUGGGCGGGAACCAGAGCACCCAGAGAAAACCCACGUGGUCACAGGGAGAACAUACAAACUACAUACAAACAGCAGCCGU
This is a messenger RNA of Leucoraja erinaceus (little skate), 4796 nucleotides long. It is a transcript of the gene kcnt2a, whose product is annotated as potassium channel, subfamily T, member 2. The record is from RefSeq and is a predicted model, not a curated record. Gene Ontology annotation, molecular function: intracellular sodium-activated potassium channel activity. Gene Ontology annotation, cellular component: membrane. Lineage: Eukaryota; Metazoa; Chordata; Chondrichthyes; Rajiformes; Rajidae. Gene Ontology annotation, biological process: potassium ion transport. The transcript has 29 exons.